Molecule: messenger RNA, 3132 nt
Organism: Seminavis robusta
Lineage: Eukaryota; Bacillariophyta; Bacillariophyceae; Naviculales; Naviculaceae
Source: the annotation of a GenBank genome assembly
AUGAGAAAUUCAACAACGAAACGGUGGCAAGCUCCCCACUGGCUGUGGGGGUUAUUGCUGGUUGCCACGGUAUCUUACCUGCCGGUAGCACAGGGGCAAGAACAGUGUCCCGCCUACCGAGAACCUGAUGACCCCAACACACACUAUGAUUACGUCAACGAUGACGGUAAAUCGAUCCAAUUCGAGGCUCCUGAUGGAUGUCCCUGUGUGGAUGGCAUGUCCGAUUUGUACUGUGCCCAUUGCGAGACGGAUCAAGGAUGUCAAAGCGAAAAGCCGAGCCAAAUUUGCAGCAAGACCUUUUACUAUACCGAAGAUACCCCUUACAAGUCCUACAAAUGCCGUCUAUUUGGAUUGCUCGAGGGUCUUUUCACCAACGGCAAGUUAUCCAUCUAUGUGAACACGACAGCAAAGGAAGUCUUUAUGACGAUUUAUAAUUGGGAUAUUGACGAACCAAUCAACGGAGUGCAUGCCGUGGACUGCGUUCUUUCCGGUUGUGAUAUACCAGUGGGCGGGACCGAUGGUGGAUGUGCCUCGACAACUUGCAAGUGUACGGAUGAGUGUAGUGAUUUUACAAGAAACAUCAUGGAGAAUCUCAUUGGUGGCAAUCCUGCUACGGUGAAUAUGUUUGAAAAUGAAAAUGGAGGAUCUGAAGGGGCUCUGGUCAAACUAAACAUAGACGGAGCACCUUUUAAAAUCGAAGCCCUCUGCAAUGCAUCUGCGUGUGUGGAAGAUCCCAACUACAUGGCUUUUGACCCUAUCGCUGCCGCGGCACUGGCAGCUGGUGAAAAUGCCACUUUGGCCCCGCUUGUGUCAUACGUUCAAGGCUGGGAAACCAGUUCUUACUUUGCACUGAUUGUUCUCGUGGCCAUUGUCGGGUUCUUUUGUUUUCUGACAGUUCUGGUGGCAAUUCCGUACAUGUGCACGCAACAUCAAAGCGCUCCGAAAUUGGGGUCCAAGUCCUUUGAUGAGACUACCAGCUAUGCCCCGAGUCCCACAGGGAGCCUCGAACAAGCCAACGCUCCCAAACACGUUUUGGAGUUUCGACAUAUUAGUAAAGUGGUCAAGCUCCGAUCAGCUGCCGCCAGAAAGCACGGUAGCAACAAAAAGGCGAUUCUCAACAACAUUUCGGGGCGUGCCGAGUCCGGAACAUUGAUGGCCAUCAUGGGGCCGAGUGGCAGUGGAAAAAGUAGCCUUCUCAAUGUAAUCGCCACGGUGGCCACCAGGGGUGCUUCACGUGUGUCUGGGCAGAUUCUUUUGAACGGAGUGGUGCAAAAGAGAGGGUACCGAAACCAGGUGGCAUACGUUCAGCAGGAUGACUCGCUUUAUAGCACCCUCACAGUUAGGGAGUGCCUGGAGUAUUCAGCCCUGUUGCGCCUUCCCAAGGCCAUGAAAGUAUCCGAAAAACAGGCACAAGUCUGGCAGACGCUGCAAGAAUUGCGACUAACUGAAGUCUCCGACAACCGCAUUGGGGCUACGAACGGAAAUGGAAGAGCUGGCAUAUCUGGUGGUGAGAGAAAGAGAGUAUCCAUUGGUAUGGAACUAGUUGCGAAGGCUCCUGUGAUAUGUCUCGAUGAGCCAACAUCGGGGCUCGAUGCUUAUGGAGCAAAUCAGCUCGUCAAGGUGCUGCAUCAACUGGCUGCGAGAGGCAACCGUGUUGUCAUCCUUUCCAUUCAUCAGCCAUCCAUGAAGUCCUUCAUGUCGAUGGAUAAAAUCUUGCUUCUUGGCCACGGGCGAUGCAUGUACACCGGCUCACCGGAUGAUGUUGCCGGGUACUUGGAAGCACGCGGAUUCCCAUGUCCACCCAUGGAGACGGUCGCAGACCACAUGUUAGAUGUUGUUUCCAAGAAGAAAAACUUGAGCAGUCUUAAGGGAGAGGAUGCAACAGCAAUCAAUUACGCAAGGCUUUGCGUGGAAAAGGCCCCCGAGAGCAAUGAUGAUCCAACCACAUCACAACCAUUCACAACCUACAUGAAAGACACAGCAGGGGGGACAGGUGGAGAAUGGAGAGAAAUUUCCGGCGAAAGACACUCAAUCUUCAACGAGAUUACCGUCCUUUUUGCCAGGGCUGCAAAGGAUAUUAUCCGCAAUAAGGAGCUAUUUCUCAUGCAGGUCACUAUCAGUCUGAUUCUGGCACUGUUUGCUGGAGGAAUUUUCAACGACGUCUCGAAUAAUCUUGCCGGCUUCCAGAACCGCACAGGAGCAUUCUAUUUCUCCUUGUCCUUCUUUGCGUUUGCUUCCUUUAGCUCAAUGGACCUGUUUAUUCGGGAGCAACACAUCUUUGUGCGCGAGACAGGAGCCAAGUACUACGGGACGUUCCCUUAUUUCUUGACCAAGAAGGUGCUUGACCUUUUUAUGCUGCGGGUUAUCCCAGUGGCUCUCUUCACCUUCAUCUUCUACUGGAUGAUGGGGCUAAAGAACACGGCCCCUGCCUUUGUGACGUACUUGGCCACAAUGGUGCUAUUCAACGUUUGCGCUGGCGUCAUGUCGAUUUGCAUAAGUAUUGCUACUCCAACCGUGGGGCAAGCAAACUUGAUUGCUGCCGUCUGGUUCUUGGUUAUGCUUCUGUUUGGCGGCUUCUUGCUUAACAUCCAGACGAUGGACCCUUGGUACUCUUGGCUCAAAUACCUGUCAAUCUUCUACUACGCAUUUGAGGUCCUGAUGGCAAAUGAGCUGAUGGGUCUGGUGCUAUCCUUCGAUGCGCCAGGUUAUCCGGCUCUUCCCGUUGAAGGCGAGGUUUUCCUCCAAACUAUAGGAAUGAACCCCGACAACCAGCUCCGCAACUUGAUUUGUUUGUGUGCUUUGGCUCUGGGCUUUGCCGUACUGGCAUUCUUCCUGUUGCUCCUCCGAGUUCCUCCUAGCGCCAACAAACUUUUCACCGCGAUGCAGAAGGAGAAUAAACGACUGGCAAUGACGUUGAAAAAGAGGCCAUCCACUAUGGCGGCUGCGUCGGGACCAUUAUCGACGUCGGGCUCAGCGAGGUUGACUCUGCAACAGGCUGGAGACGACGCCAUUCUUAUCUCUCCUGCGUCUCAUGCAUCCAAUGAUCAGUAUAGCUUCGAGGCGAUGAAAACUGACCUAACCCCAGACGCCGUUGACGUGGACAGCACCGACUCUGAUGCCGUUGAAAUUUGA